AUGGCAACGACGUUGAAAGCGGCUGCGUCGACCGCAGCUACCGUGGUGGCGGCGACAACGGCAACCUCAUCAUCGACCACCUCUUCAGCCAAGUUCAUCCCGCGCCAGACUUUCGACGUCUCUUCGUCCAUUGUGCGGUCCUACUUCUUGGGUCACCACCGCGGCGCCUUGUCUGCCAUGCAGCGCAUCCUGUCCAACAUUUCCCUCAUUGUCGAAUGCCGCGACAGUCGCGUCCCGUUGACCUCGACGAACCCGCUGCUCGAAUCCUCCCUCGCCGGCCGCGAUCGCAUCAUUGUCUACACAAAGUCGGAUCUCGCCUUUGACGGGGAACAGAGCCGCUUCAAGGAGAAGCAGCAAUUGCUACUGAAUAAAUGGCACAUGGCGCGUCAAGGGAAAGGCAGCUUUCCAGCAGACGGUAAGCAGACGGCCACGCCUGGCGGGCUGGGCAAUAAUACCGAUGUCGUCUUCACCGACGAGGGCAAGGCCAAGUCCAUUGGCAAGCUCCUAGAGCUGAUCAAGCAGCGCGCCGAGCACUUGGACUCGCUGACGGGUAUGCGCGCCCUCGUCGUCGGCAUGCCCAACGCCGGCAAGAGCACGCUGCUCAACGCCAUGCGCCGCGUCGGCAUGCACCUGGGCAAGGCCGCCAAGACGGGCGGACAGCCAGGCGUGACGCGCAAGCUGGGAACCCCCGUCCGCAUCAUUGCCGAGGACGAGAAGCGCGGCAUUGAGCAAGGCGUCUACGUCGUCGACACCCCGGGCGUCUUUAUCCCCUACGUCGGCGACGUGGGCGCCAUGCUCAAGCUCUCCCUCGUCGGCUGCGUCAAGGACGGCGUCGUCCCCGUCGAGACCCUGGCCGAUUACCUGCUCUACCUCGUCAACCAGCGCGAUCCGCGACUCUAUGAAGAGUUUUCCGAACCCACAAACGACGUCAACGAGUGGCUCGACCGCAUCGCCCUGCGCAACGGCAAGUUGCUCAAGGGCGGCGAGCCCGCCCGUGAGCAAGCCGCCACCUUUGUCGUACAGCAGUGGCGCAAGGGUCUCCUCGGCCGCUUUACCCUCGAUGAGGUCAAUGAGGAAACCCUGCGGGUGUGGUCCAGAAAGGGACUUCCCGGUGGCGAGGACGAGCCCCUCUCCAUGAACCAGGCCCGCAAGAGGGAGAAGGAAGCCAGGAAGCAGCGGAGUCUUGCCAAGCGGGCUGCGGCCGCGGAUAGCGGUUGA
This is a messenger RNA of Pestalotiopsis fici W106-1, 1218 nucleotides long. RefSeq lists its product as uncharacterized. The transcript has a single exon. NCBI's taxonomy places the organism in Eukaryota, Fungi, Ascomycota, Sordariomycetes, Amphisphaeriales, Sporocadaceae. Gene Ontology annotation, cellular component: mitochondrion. Gene Ontology annotation, molecular function: GTP binding; GTPase activity. The record is from RefSeq and is a predicted model, not a curated record. Bases 1 to 1218 code for a protein of 405 amino acids.